GGAAGGGAGGAGAGAGGCAGACUGCGGUGUUGUUAGUUUGAACAAAAUGGCUGAAAGGCCGCUGUCACCGAGAGCUCACUGAACGCCCACCGCGAGUGUCCGCUCCGCCGCCCCGGGUUCUCACGCAGAAUGCAUUUCCCCGGAGCCGCCGCUCGUUCAGCGUUCGCGGCAGCCAGCACGUCGCUCGCCGUCCAGCCGGUUCCGUAAAAACGGAGACGUUUCUUUUUUUGCACUUUAAAACAAGUUGGCUGCUGGCGCGGACGUCGGCUUGCUGAGAGAGCACUCUUCUUUGGCGAUAUAUUCUUUUUUUUAUUCUUACAAAAACUGCCUGAAUUGUUUUGUUUGUUUAUUUGUUUGUUUGUUUUUUUUGCAAAAUCUCCCAACAGUCGACGACUGGGAUUUUAGCGGCAACCAGCUACUACCUUACAACAUUAAGCUGCUUUCUCUCUCUUUUUUUUUUUUUUUUUUUAAGUAAAUUCAUUCGGUUAUUAAAAUUGUCUUCUUAGUGGUGCUUCGCCCGUUCCCCGCCCCUCGUUAUAUCGCGACGUUUUUUACCAGCCAUUUUUUUUACGCUCAGUAUAAUCUCCAGACGUGUUUAGGGUCGGUGUGUUUUUGCAGAACUCGCCGUCCUCGCUGUGUGUACAUCUGGCCGCCCAGCCGCUGUUUACCUCGGGAUCCUGACGCCACAAGCUGCUCCAAGCUGCAGCCCGACUUUAAUCGCGAUUAAAUCUCUGCACCAACGCAAUACGGGUAACUUUUCCAGAAAAAUAACAGAGAGAGUGAGAAAAUCAGACAUCGGAGAAGCCUCUUUUUUGUUUUUGUUUUUGCCUGUUUUUUUCUGCCAUGCAUCGAUUCUUCACUGAAAGCGGCCAGAGCUGUUCUGAACGCAAGCUGAGGGACGUAAGCAACACGAGAAAGAGAACCGUUUGAUGGAAGAAAAGAAAAAGAGGAAACAAGAGGAAAAGACUAAGAAGGACAUCGCUCAGAGAAAGGCUGCUGAUCAGAAACCCAAAGUGCCCGAGCCUGUCCCCACUAAGCCCAGUCCUGGUUCAUCUCACCACCUCCGACCCUCCAGCCCCGCGCUGCCCCUCUCCUCCUCCUCCUCCUGUCCUUCUGGCAAUGGCCGGGGCCCCCCAUACGGUAGCCAGGUCCUGACUCAGACUCCCCCUCAGCAGCAGUGCCAGUUGUCCUCUGCCUGUGCCCGCUACCCGCCCAGAGAGGUGCCCCCGCGCUUCCGUCAGCAGGAGCACAAGCAGCUACUGAAGAGAGGCCAGCCGCUGCCCGCGGGAGCACUCGGCUCUCUCGCCCUCCCUCCCUCCUCUUGGCCCUCAGCGUCUUUGUCCUGUUCCUCUACGACUUCCAGCAGCACUACCCCAAACUCUGCCACGUCCGCCACAAGCAAACACAACGCAGACACAACCCUACCGACCGGCUUUGGUGCCCAGUAUGAUAGGUCUCAUUGGGGAGCAUCCGUACCAGUUCCCGGACCUGCCAGUGCCAACAGCUGGAACAAAGUGAUCGUAGACGGAAGUGAUACAGAAGCUUGGCCCUCCGCUGAACGUAAUCUAGACUCCGGGCGGCCAGCAGAUCCAGAAUGCUCCGUGGGCUCUGACUUGGACACUAGUGCUGUCACUUCUACAAGUAGGAGUGGUCCUCUGAGUAUGGCCGCAGGUGCCACUGGCCAGCAGGCCCACUACAACGCCCUCAAACCGAACAAUAACAUGAUGACGGGACCUGUUUCAGCCAGCACGCUAGCGGCUAGCAGAGGCUGGGGUUCAGAUGUGAAACAAGAUGGCAUGAAUGGUGGACGAGUAGCAGCCCCCAGUAACUGGGGAUCGCCCAGUUUUAACUUGAACCUCAACCCCAAUGCCAACCCAUCAGCCUGGCCCGUCCUGGGACACGAAGGAGGCGCGGGGGGUGUCAAUGGCCCCAGCUCUUCGUCCCUCCCGCCGGGCAUGAACGGAAAUGGAAAUGUGGGAAACGGGAAUGCGGACAGUGGUGGGGGGAGUUGGGUCAGCAUGAUCAGUGCUAAUGACAAUGAUCAGCAGCACCUUUCAACCAACAAAAACUUAUCUUUCAGUAUGGAGCCCGCCAACCUAAACACUGAUGGACCAAAAUACACUAAACCACAACAAGCUCAGGAGCCUAUGAGCCCCAUCCACGGUCUAACUGGCUGGGGUGGUCAUUCACCUACUGAAUCUUCUCAGCUCAGUGGGGACACAACAGGCAGCUCUGUGUGGGGUGGGGGAGAAAACAAGGCAACCGAGUCCCCCAAAGACUCUGGCUGGGACUCAUCUCCUUCUGGAGGCCUCGCUGCCUGGGGCCGCCAAGGCAGUGGCGGUGGGAGCAGUGGCAGUGGUGGCUGGGGAGACUGGGGAAAAUCCUCCGGGGGUGCAGAUAUGGCCAAAGGCUGGGACUCUGCAGAUGCUGCUAGCUCUGCUCCAGGCCAAGAGCAGCAAAUGAGCUCGUGGGGAAAACAAUCAGGAACCGCUCCAGCUAGCGAGGAUAGCGGAGACAGCAGCGAAGGGCGAUCCCGACGCAGAGACAGAUCCUCCAGCAUGGAGUUUUCCCCUCUGCUUCCCCGGCAGGACCUAGACCCCCGAGUGCUGAGUAACUCGGGCUGGGGACAGACCCCCAUCCGACAGCACACUGUAUGGGAGAUGGAAGAAGCCAGUUCUGAUGAUGGGAAGAGCAACAGCAGCUCAGACGUUAUGGCAUGCUCCAGCUCUAAUGGUGGGGCGUCAUCAACCAAUGGUGGUGCUAUUAACCCAAAUACUGGGCCCGGCCAGAGGCCCGGAUCUGGAGGAAAAACGGACAAUGAAGGAUCGUCCUCCUCUGGUUGGGACGCUCAUCGACCGCAGCAGAUUCAGACUGGAUCAGGAUGGGGGGAACCCCCGCUUCCAGUAGCCAAAGCCCCAAACGGCACCGCCAGUGGCUGGGGAGACCCUUUACCUAGCAGUGGUUCUAAGAACGAGAACACCUCUUCCUGGGGUUCUGAUAAGACGUCUAGCUGGGACGAUGGCGGGAUGAAAAACAAGUCUAGCAGCUGGGGAGAAAGCCCCAAAAACUCCCAUGGUUGGGGCAACAGUAACGGAGGAUCCAAUGGCUCUACCACAGGGGACUGGGGAGCGCCAGACAUGAAGAAAAAUAGUUCCUCUAGCAGCAUGUGGGACGGAGAUGAAGGGCAUGGAGAAACCAGUGGAUGGAGUGAAAGCCCAAGAGGAGAAAGCAGAGGAGGUGGGAGCUGGGGGAAAGCCACUCCUGCUGGGAGCAACAGCAACUGGGGAGAAACCCCACGUGCCAGUGGCCCAGUGCAGGGAGGGUGGGGCCCUUCCAAGCCCCAGGAAAGCAGCAGCAGUGGCAGCAGCACUGGCAGUGGAGGAUGCGUCAGCAUUGGUUCAUGGGGAGGUCCUGGCUCUGUGAAGCAGACCAACUCUGGCUGGGGCAAUGUUAGCAAACAGGAGCCGGGCAUGGAGCCCACUGGUUGGGAGGAGCCCUCCCCUCCCUCCAUCCGCCGAAAGAUGGAGAUCGAUGAUGGAACAUCUACUUGGGGCGAUCCCAACGCCUACAGCAAGACCGUCAACAUGUGGGAUCGCAACAAUCCAAAUAAUAACCCAGGCAACAGUGGCCCACCGCCCAGCAAGAACGGUGCAAUAGCUAUGAUCAGUAACAACAACAAUCACUCUCACCACAUGCACCACCAUUCCCACCAUAACCAGCCCCCUAGUCACAUGCUCCACCAAGGAAACAACAAUGGGUCACCAAACAGUGCUGCCUCACAUCCAGCUGGGGGACCCCAGGGUAGACCCCCGCUUGCCAAUCCAGGAUGGGGCGAGCUUCCCAGUGUCCAGCCCAAGUCGGAGCCUGCGUGGGGGGAGCCAGCAGCUCCAACUUCAGCUGUUGACAAUGGUACAUCUGCUUGGGGGAAACCUCCAGGUGGCGUUGGAGGAUGGGGAGACGGCGGCCACGAGCCAUCUGGCCAUUAUGUCAGGUCAAACGGACCCACAGGUUCUGCACCUUGCAAGUCAGGCCCCAAACCUAUGCAAGAUGGCUGGGGAAAUGGAGAAGACAUGAGCAUGUCUACCAGCCAAUGGGACACUGAGGAUGGGGAUGUGUGGAACAGUCCGACAUCACAGGACAGCAGCUCCUCCUGUAACUCCUGGGGCAACGGACCCAAAAGAUGUCCGAGCAAGGGGAAGAUCGGCAGCAGGCAAGAUGAGGCGUGGAUCAUGAACCGUCUCAUUAAGCAGCUCACUGACAUGGGCUUUCCGAGAGACCCUGCUGAGGAGGCCUUGAAGAGCAACAACAUGAACCUUGAUCAAGCCAUGACUGCCCUCCUGGAGAAGAAGACAGACCUGGACAAGCGAGGCUUGGGCAUGUCUGAUUACAGCAACGGCAUGAACAAGACCCUGGUGUGUCGGCCCUCCGCGCUCUCCAAAGACCCGUCUGACCGCAACACAUUUCUUGACAAGGAUGGCGUCCUGUCCGAUGACGCUCCUCCAUCACCGUAUUUGCCUUCCCCCAGCCUGAAGCUCCCCCUGGCCAACAGUAGCCUUCCUGGGCAGGGAUUGGGACAGGCCAAUCUGGGGCUGGCCAUGCAAAACUUGAACAACAGACAGAUACCCAAUGGAAUGUUUGGCGGUAAUGGAGCAGCACAAACCCGGGCCAUGCAGCAGCAGCCUCCUCAGCCACCAGUGCCACCUCUCAGCUCCUCCCAGCCUAGUCUACGUGCUCAAGUGCCUCAGUUUCUCUCCCCUCAGGUCCAAGCACAACUCUUGCAGUUUGCAGCAAAAAACAUUGGUCUUAACCCUGCACUUUUAACCUCACCAAUAAACCCUCAACAAAUGACCCUGUUGUACCAACUUCAGCAACUGCAAAUGGCGUACCAGCGUUUACAAAUCCAGCAGCAGAUGAUGCAGGCGCAACGCAACGUUUCCGGCCCCAUUAGGCAACAGGAGCAGCAAGUUGCACGUACAAUCACCAACAUGCAGCAGCAGAUCCAGCAGCACCAGCGUCAGCUGUACCAGGCGCUGCUGAUGAAGCAGCAGCAGCAGCAGCUUCCUUCGCAUUCCUCCUCGUCCUCCUCCUCCGCUGGCCUGCACCCCCCUGGUGGCCCUGCCGGAGGUCCUGGCUCCGGGAAAUCAACCAUGGACCCUUUUGGGGGCCCGCACCAGUCUCCGGGCCUCGCUGACACCCUGCACACCAAAGAGCCUCUGUCUUCGCCCAAUGCCUACAGCACCUACCCUCUUUCUGGACUGAAUCCAAACAUGAAUGUAAAUGGCAUGGAUGUGGGGGGUCUGUCCCUGAAGGAGCCCCCCCAGCCCCAGUCACGCUUGUCCCAGUGGACACACACUAACUCCAUGGACAACCUCUCUGGCAACUCUUCAAAUCUGGAGAAUAACUAUAAUAAUAAGCACGGUGCCAUAUCUGCUGCCUCUACCCUCGGACCCCCUGGGAAGCCCCCCCAGCUGGAGGACUCGUACAGCCCCUACAAUCUAAUCUCUAACUCUGAGUCCCCCAGCAGUCCCCUGGUGCCUCCUGACAACUGGGGCCAAGGCAAGAGCCCCAAUGAGAAGAUCUCAAAUGGGGGCAACGUUAACUGGCCUCCAGAGUUUUGCCCAGGCGUGCCAUGGAAGGGCCUUCAGAACAUUGACCCUGAGAAUGACCCCAACAUGACCCCUGGCAGCGUCCCCAGCGGUCCCACCAUCAACACCAACAUCCACGAUGUCAACCGGUACCUGCUGCGGGACAGGAAUGGAGCCACUUCCCCAGCUUCUCCACUGGGAAAUGGUUCCCUGCCUCCCACCAGCGGUGAUUGGCCAAUCAGGGACUAUUCUAGCUCUUUCAGUCUGUUGUCCUGUGAUGGAGACAGCUCAGGUAAACUGACUGAAAUGAAGUCCACCUGGUCCCCGGGACCUAUUGCUCAGAACCAAGCCUCUCUGUCCCACGAGCUGUGGAAAGUUCCUCAGGGGCCGCGCAGUACCACCGCCCCGUCCCGGCCCCCGCCCGGUCUCACUAACCCCAAGCCCUCGUCCACCUGGGGCGGUAACUCUUUGGGCCUGAGUCAAGGCUGGAGCGGCGCCUACUCUUCUGAGGGAACCACAUGGAGCACCGACAGCUCCAACAGGACCAGCAGCUGGCUGGUGCUGAGGAACCUCACCCCGCAGAUUGAUGGCUCAACUCUGAGGACCCUGUGCAUGCAGCACGGCCCCCUGAUCACAUUCCAUCUCAACCUGACUCAGGGGAACGCUGUGGUGCGCUACAGCUCCAAGGACGAGGCCGCCAAGGCCCAGAAGUCCCUGCACAUGUGCGUGCUUGGAAACACCACCAUCCUGGCAGAGUUCGCCGGGGAGGAGGACGUCAACCGCUUCUUUGCACAAGGACAGUCGCUGGGAGCGAACACCACCAGCUGGCACGCCAACCCAGGAAGCAAUCAGAAUCGGAUGGGCGGGGCAACCCAGUCCCACACGAUUGGCCAGUGGAGCAGCGGCGGCGGGGGCGGGGGCAAGGCCAGCGGGAACGACCUGCUGUGGGGCGGAGUGCCGCAGUACUCCAGCCUGUGGGGGCCGCCCAACGGAGAGGACGCCCGCGUGAUCGGGAGCCCCACCCCUAUCAACACCCUGCUGCCUGGAGAUCUGCUGAGCGGGGAGUCCAUGUAAGGGGCGAUGCCACGGUCCACUACCCCCCAUCAGCACCACCAGCACCCUAUCGUGUCACCUGCUGGUGGGGGACCGGAAGCGAAAGCAAAGUCCAAAACGGAAGGAGAAGAGAGAAAAAAAAUGGCUGAAAUGAGCAAGAGCAAAACCCAAGCAAAUCAUGUGGCGAUAAUCAGUAUCAAGUGAAACUGUUUCAAACUGUGAAUUGUAAAUCAGAAAGCUGAGGGUCCCCGACACACACACUCACACUGCGGACCCCGGCGCCUCUGCUUUACCCCGGUCCCUUUGUUUCACUAAGCUUUUUUUUUGUUUUUUUCCUCUCCGUUUAGUAUUUCCCAGAAGGAAACUGGAUUUCACUUACAGCAUCUUAAAGGACAGAAAUUGGUCACACCAAAAAAAAAAAAACCUUGUAGGUGUUCAUUCUGGUUUUUCCCGAAAUAAACACGACGUUCUGCGUGAAGCGUUUUUAGAAGAAGCAAUCAAAGCUGCCAUCUGAGAGGUUGUUUUUUGUUUUUGUUUUGAUGAACAAACAAAUGAAAAUCCUCCCAAAGUAACACUGAAAGCAACCAUUCCCAGCAUAUCCAUGGCCAAUGAUGUUGUUCAAAGACCUCUACGUGUUUUGUUGAUGUUUGUUUCUCAGCACUAAUAUUAGCCUUAAGUGCUCUCUGGCCCAGGACCUUCCCCAGCCACCUGACGUAUUUUUAGUUUUUUUGUAAGUGAAGAAUUAGCUGAAAUCUUGCACAGGUCACCUCUGAGCCAACGAGGGGUCCAGGAGGCGGCGAAGCGCCCCCGGACCACCUGACUGGCACUACCAAUCAUCUGCUCAGACCCUCGAACUCGUCUCAAACGUAGGGUUUGCACAGCUGUGGACUUCUCCGUGGAAAACCCUGCAAUUUUUUUUUUUUUUGUCCUUUUUUAAUUGUCAUUGUCGUCAUUUAUCACAAAUAUAAGCUGCGAGAAGAUUAAAGAUGUUCCCCUAGCUGCGCGCGGGAUGUCCGGUUGGAUCUAAUCAUCACCUGAAGCCUGGACCCCACUCGCUUACUGGUGCUUUGCCGACUCCUCUGCUUGCCCUCUGUUGCUGAUCGGCUGAUUUUUUUUUUUUUUCUCAGAGGACAAACGGAAAACAAAACUCAGUUUUACUUUGAUGUGACAGUUACAUUGUGCAAUAUACACCAUCAACCUUUCUUCCGUCCAUACUCCAUUGGGGAGCUGGGUUUUUCUUUUUUUUUGGUUUUAUGAUUGUUGCUGAUUUCAGCAAAAGACUUUGGAACUUUAAAAAAGCUCCCCCCCUCCUUUUAAACAAAAACAAAACAAACUGAUUCCUUUCCAGGCAUCAAAUCCCUGUGAAGCUGUUGGGGAGGGGGAGAAAAAAAACUCUGAAGCAAAGAGGAAGGAGGAGGAGCUGAAGAAGUGUGCAUUGCUGCAAACUGUACUGGAAAAAAAGUGACUCUGGGUAGAACAAUGCACACUUCCUCUCUGCAUGCCACCACCUCACCCAACAGAGACCCAAACCGCAGCCGGAUUGGAUGGAUCUGGUUAUCUUGGCACAAUACCAAAUUAGAGGGGUUUGAGGGGGGAGGGGGAGGGGGGUGGGUUCUCCUAAUGCAGUAGACCUUUGAGUGUUCCUUGCGUUUGGUACUGUACAAACAGAAGAGACUUGAGACUUUUAUAAAUUCAAAGGGUUUGAGCAUAGCACUUAUCGAGAGCAAAUCGCUUCAACUGCAAUCCAAUAAAUCGAGAAGGAAAAAAAAAAAACAUCAGAGAGCAGCAGAAACAUUGCAAACCUCCUGCUCCUCUACGUACUGUAUCUAUUCCAUGGAAACACGUUGGCCGCUGUUCCCGUUCCUCCGCUAGCAGGACGAAGGGAACGGCUAACGAUUCUAAAGGCGAACAAAAGAGGAAAAAAAUGCUUCUUUGAGAGAGAAAAACAACUGUUUGAAAGUGAAUAUCACUGUUACUCCAAAAUCAUUAGCCUUGUUCUGAUCCGGAGGCAAGAGACUCCAGCUGUCAGUCGGGAAGGAGAGGAGUGCAUCUGGGAAGUGGGGGGGUGGGGGUGGGGGUGGGGACGCGUCCACUGAGUGCCUCUUUGCUGUGCAGAACCUCCUCUUGGGCUCCUCAAUGACUGGCCAAUCACGGCUCUCUCUGCCACACAUCUCCAACUGGGAGGAGGAAGGGGGGGGGUCGUCCUGCCGUCUCCUCCGUCUCCCGGUCCUUUACACAAAGAUCACUUUAGCUGGAAGAUGUAAGAGUCAUAUUUCUGGAAUUUUUGCCAGUGUACUUUGUAUUGUUUGGAGAAGAUCUUUGUUUUUGGUUGUUUUUUUGUUUUUUUUUUAAAUGUGUGCGUGUGUAUGAGUAGUCUACAUGCAGUGGUCUACAAGAUAACUUGGCUGCUGAACUAGCCCUUCACUGUUCAUAUGCAGAAACACUUUGGUCAGAGGUGCCUCUGUAUGUUCAUCCUGUGUAUUGAAUGCAAAACGAGGAUCAAUACUACAGACCGUUAAUGAUUGUGUUGAACUGCUCGUGCUUUUGUUUUUUUUGGGGGGAUUUUUUUUUUUUUUGACAGUAUUCGUUCGUACUUCCAGGUAGGAUAUCGAUGCGUAAAAGUUAAGGUCCUCUCAGAUGUCGGGAUGAGCGGGUCUGCCGCUCCGAGCUGCUCCUCUUCCUCGCUGCAGGCUUCUCACCCUCUGCCUGGCUGCUACCCUGUAACCUCCUCCUCCUCCACCACCUCAACCUGACCCAGUAGCCCUCCCCUACCAGAGACCAACUGACCCUCCUAUACAUUUCUAUGCAAAAGAAAGAAAAAAACACACACAUACACAAGCAAGGGGGGCUCUGUACAACACGCCAAACCCAACUUUGCCCCCGGCGAGCUCCUGUCAGCACUUGAAACGGGCCUCCGCCUCCGUUGAUCAAGGGUCGGCCUUUUCUCUCAGUGCUGAAGACUUUUGUCCAGCCUAAUCUCAGGGUAGGGGAGUCGAUGUUUGCAAGUAUGAGACGCAGCUCUCCAUAUCGGACCUCUCUGCGGCGAGAGCAAAAAUAAGGCUCAUGCCUCCAGUUCUGAUCCACGCUGAAGGUGGCCUAAUGCUAUUAGUGCACAUAGACGUUGCCAAUGUAUUGUGCCAAUAUGAAUUAGCUGUGUCAUACUGUAUCUCUUCUGUUACCUGUAUUGGAGGAGCUUUGAUGACCUUUGCAGAGGGUGCAGAAGGCAGGAGCAACAAAAGAGCAGCAGCAUCCCCUUCCCUUCAUCCACCGAGGCUUUGUUUUUAUCUGCAAGCUUUUUUUGGGGGGGGAAGUCCCCGUGCUAAGGAGAAACUCUUUACUCACUUUGGGGGUUCCAGUUUGCUACAGUGCACAGUUGAUGGGUAAUCCCGGGUACAUAUUUUUUUAGAAACCAAAAAUAAAAAUAAAAAAAAUUGCAUUUUAACGUCAUUUUUAUGAAGUUUGACAUAAAAAUCUUAAAAAAUGCUUAAAAAUUUUAAAUGGUUAAAAAAAAGAAGAAGAAAAUCUAUAUGUUAAAGCUCUGCACUUCUAGCUGAAACGUGUCCAGGUCGCCAGCCUCCACCACCGCCAUCCUGAAGGGGUGGACAUGGCGGCCGGGGUUGCGUUUUGUGGAUGCUGUAUUUAUCUUGUUUUUUUUUUUUUUGUGUGUGUGUGUGUGUUUUGGGUCCCGCUCAAAGCGUGGCCCUGCUGAACUGUACAUUUCCACACACCCAGAUGGGUUCAAGCCCUCUGUCUAAGCCUCGCUCUCUCUUUCCCUGCAGCUACAGGAAGAGAGGGGCACAUUUCAAGAGGUACAGUCUUUAAAAAAAUAACAAAAUAUAUAUAAAAAAAAAAGGCUUGAAAUUAAUUUUGAAAAAGGAAAUGGGGAAAGGCUACCUUUCAGGACUUGGGAGUCCUGCAGCACACAAGCAAAAAUCACUAUUGCCUGUUUCUGUAACUGCCUUGAUCCAAACUCAGACAGACCCAAUAGCCGAAGACCUCCCAGCAUUCUGUACUGACCGGACAGCCCUGACAGCGAAGGGGGUUUCCCAUGCUGCACCAGCAUCGAGAGGCUCUCCUCUCCACAGCUCUCUAGACACCAGAAGUAAUGUAUUCUCAGCACGCACACACUUAUGCAUACAGUGGCGGGUUUUGAACUGGGCAGUUGCCCAGGGCGGUAUUAGACAGGGGGUGCCCUGAGGACCACGUCAAAUGAAUAUCAAUCCGUUAGUUGUGGCCUGAAAGUGUUUUCUACUUCUUUCAUGGAUUUGCUGUUAAUAGGUAGUCAGCACCCCCAUAUGUUGAGUAGGCAUUUCCUGCUUGAUGGUGCGAAUAAGCUGACGUAUUGUGUGCAGGACUGCACUGUAUUUUGUUUUUUCCUGCCCCAGACUCUCAAAUAAGUUCUGCAUUGUAAUUGGUUGGGAAAGCAAAAGAAGGAAGGGGCUUGCCCAGGGUGAGAUCAUACAUGCAAGAACCGCCACUGUGCAUAUACACACACACAUAUAUACACAUAUACUGUGAGUACCGCAUGUGGUAUCACCUCUUCAGAUUUCUUGGACCGUAACCUCUGAGGCUUUUGUCGUGUCCCCCCCCCGCCCCCCCAAAGGUCCUGGUUUAUUACAGCCGAUAAAGAGCAAUAUGUAUUCCCCGCCAAUAAGCGAUAGAAAGGAAAUGAUUUGGGGUCGAGUGGAAACUGAUACUUGAUUGAUUGAAAGCGACGUCUUUCUUACACGGAGUUAGAUAUGCACGAUCUGGAUCCGAAGGCGUACCACUAGUACGCUGUGUAUGCGUGGGCUUUGUUUGUGAUUUGCCUUUUUGUUUAGUUUUUUUAACCCAACCUGAAGCACCUGCUAAGUUGCAUAUUUUACCCUGUUGUUAAAUCGCAGACAUAUCAAAACUACAAAAAAAAUAUUAUGUAACAAAAUACUUGAAUCAUGGAGCGCCAAUAACAUAAUGUGAAGUCAGUAAUGAUUGCUCUCUGUCCAACUGGCAGGUACAUAUGUGGGCUUUUUUUUUUUUUUUUAAUGUCAGAUACGUAUGGUAUAUUCCAGAUUUGGGGGGAAAGAAAAAGAGGUCAUCUCAGAUGUUUGUAUGAAUGUGUGCUCAAAGAAACUGUGUACUCGGCACAUGGCCUGCUGUUAUGUUCUACUCAGCGUGUAACGGUUUUUUGUUUUUUAGGGCUUUUUUAUGUCUAAUUCGUUCUGAUUAACUUCUAAUGUUGCACUGAGUGUCUUCUAACCCUUGCUCAGCUAAUCGUGGGUAAACGCGUCUAAGUGCAGAAGGGCGACGGUGACAAUUCAUGUGUACAUGUUUACUCAAUGACUUGUUUUUGCCCCUCCCCCGUUCUGUCUGUAAAAAAAAAUUAUCUGCCCUAUAGUGGCUUCUAUUGUGGGAUAUCCCAUUUUAGGAUUAUCAUGGAGUAUUGCACCACUUUGUUUCAGUUACGUAAAAAUGUAGCAAAAAAACACAAAAAAGAAAGUCUAAAAAAAAAAAUUAAAACUUCAAAAAAACGGAUAAAAAAAAAGAAACAAGCUAACUGUGGCCAUAGAUAGCUGUAGAAGGACUAGUAAUCCAGAAGUGAACUUGUCAGAGAAAUGUAAAGGGAUAAAGCAUGGGAGGCGAGUUUAUGACCCAUUUCAGAGGUGCCUAUCUUUUCUGUCUCGGUUUUUGCAAAAGCCACCUGUCGUUUACAAGCAUUUUCAUUUGUCUGAGGCUCACGAAAACAGGACUCUACAACACGAAUGUUCUUGAGAAGGACAAAACCCAUCUUCCAUCGAAUACGGACGUGAAAAUCUUGCGAAGAUUUGACUCUGCUUCAGAACUCUGGGAUCGAUCAGUGUUUGUGUCGUAUUUGAAAGGAAAGUCGUUUCAUUUUUUUUCUUUUCGAUGACUAUCUCUGUGCGUGUAUUGAGUUGUGAUUUGAUGUUUCCUGUAAUACUGGCGACGCAGUUCGCUCACUUUCUUGCACACUCGUUAUAAAAAAAAUAAAAUUUAAAAAAUGUGGAUUUUUUUUUUUUUUUUGUCUCAGGAAGGCCAGGGUUCCAGAUUCCAACCUCAUCAGUUCUGUGUUUUUUAACGGUGGAAAACUACAGAAACUGACACCUAUUCUACACCAAGCAAUCACUGAAGUUUUAGUAGUUCACGGAAUAGAAAGAGGAACCUUGUUUCAUUAACACGACAAAAAGAAAAAGUUAGUAGAAGUUACAUGUUUACCAAAUAAGACUGAGAAUCAAAUUUCUGGGCGAAACGCGGAGCGCUUUACAUGUGAAAUCCUAGUAGAAAUUGCUUUACAUUGAAAAGAUGAUCAGUUUGUUCAAAUGACAAGUGAUUUUUUUUAUCUUUAAUGUCCUCUUAAUUUUCCAUCCAGUUGGGGAGCAUUGUGCAAGCCAUUGUAUUGUAUUUUUUUUCUUUCCAUCAUCUCUCCUGUCUGAUGUAGACCAUGUAUGUUCCUGUGACUGAGAUGAUAUUUCCUCCCAUGCAACGGGUGGUUUAGAAGUGGAGGGAUGAGGCUGGGUGUAGAAGGAUUCUGAUCUAUGCACAAGUGGGAGGGACUAGUCCAAACACCUGCAGAUGUACUGCAGGUGGCGGUCAACCAAGACUCUGGGCUUUGGGGUUUGAUGUUUUGGGACGUUUUGUUUUUCGUGUUUUUUUCCCGUCGUUCAUCUCUCUCCCUCCCAAAGCCUCGUCUUUAUCUAAUGUUUAAGCAAAACUUUACAUUGCGUCAUCAUGCUGUGUAAUCCUUAACCAAUGAGCGCUUAUCUUUCUGCUGAAGCACUGUGGGUUGGACUGAAAAAAGCCCAUCAUUUUUAAGGCUGUCUUAUAUAUUUUUUUUUUUUUUUUAGGGGGAGGAGGGAGGGUCAGAGAAGGGUGGGUUUGGGUAUACUUUGCCUUUGCCUUUCUCUUCACUUUGGGAAAAAAACAUUAAGGAAAAAUGUCUGUACAUGAAAUGCAAAGUUGUGGCUUUUAAUGUUUUUUUUUUUCUCCUCAUAGAAUGUGAUUGUUAAAAACAUGCAUUGGAAAAAAAACAAUGUUUCCAUGAGUUAUGGAGCUUCUUUCAGACUAUAUUAAUAAAAUACACAUUUUCUCGUCUGUUA
This is a messenger RNA of Fundulus heteroclitus (mummichog), 13729 nucleotides long. It is a transcript of the gene tnrc6c2, whose product is annotated as trinucleotide repeat containing adaptor 6C2. Gene Ontology annotation, cellular component: nucleoplasm; P-body. Gene Ontology annotation, molecular function: protein binding; RNA binding. Bases 930 to 6659 code for a protein of 1909 amino acids. The record is from RefSeq and is a predicted model, not a curated record. Gene Ontology annotation, biological process: miRNA-mediated post-transcriptional gene silencing; positive regulation of nuclear-transcribed mRNA poly(A) tail shortening. Lineage: Eukaryota; Metazoa; Chordata; Actinopteri; Cyprinodontiformes; Fundulidae. The transcript has 23 exons.